Talaromyces rugulosus is the source of this 450-nucleotide messenger RNA. RefSeq lists its product as uncharacterized. The record is from RefSeq and is a predicted model, not a curated record. NCBI's taxonomy places the organism in Eukaryota, Fungi, Ascomycota, Eurotiomycetes, Eurotiales, Trichocomaceae. The transcript has a single exon. Bases 1 to 450 code for a protein of 149 amino acids. Gene Ontology annotation, molecular function: peroxiredoxin activity.
AUGUCGACGAAUCCGAACCACCCGGACAUUCAUAAAACUCUCUUUGACGAUGGCCUCAAAGUGCGGCGCGAGGUCGUUGGCGAUGAGUACGUCGACCGCGCGUUGGCCAACGGGUCAACCGAAUUUUCGCGUCCUGGCCAAGAGCUCGUCACUGAGUUUUGCUGGGGCUAUGCCUGGACUCGGCCAGGGUUGGAGCGCAAGCAGCGCUCGCUCAUAAACAUCGGCAUGCUUAUGGCACUGAAUCGAUCACCAGAGCUAGCUGUGCAUGUGAGAGGGGCAAUUCGGAAUGGUUUAACAGAAACCGAGAUCAGGGAGGCUAUUCUACACGCAACAACAUAUUGCGGUGUGCCUGCGGGCGUGGAAGCGAUGAAGGUUGCAGAGAAAGUGUUGGAUGAGAUGGCAGCAAAGGGAGAACAUGUUCGACAGCUGGGAGCGAAGGCUAAUGUGUGA